This is a messenger RNA of Clarias gariepinus (North African catfish), 1165 nucleotides long. Its product is annotated as CD209 antigen-like protein C. Bases 82 to 774 code for a protein of 230 amino acids. The transcript has 6 exons. The record is from RefSeq and is a predicted model, not a curated record. Lineage: Eukaryota; Metazoa; Chordata; Actinopteri; Siluriformes; Clariidae.
UGCAUAAAAUAUUAACGGGGGAGACGCAGGCUUCACAAACCUGCACAACCUCGGAGAGAAGUCUGCGCGUUAAAUCUCAAAAUGUACAUUAAAUUUUGUAAUUUCGGGCCUUACGCGGAUGUGAAAGCGUCUGGGCAAGCGAAGGAGGAACCGAUCUCAGAUGCUUACGGGAAAGUUCGUGUGUACAAGAGGAUUUCCGCUCUUUUCAUGGUUCUCACUUUGCUCUUACUGGCAGUGGUUCUUGCUCUGGCUAUGAAGUUAUACGACAUUCAAUCCAUCCAAGACUGUCCAGAGGUGCCUGAAGUUGAAGAGAUUGAAGAAUUUAACUGUAGCCGCCAGCUAUGUCAGGCCUUGUACCCCUUAACAGAGUCUGUUGAGAACCAUGAGUAUCAUUGCACUGAAUGCGGGAAGGGCUGGGUUAAACUUGAGAACUCCUGCUACUUCCUAGCUAAGGAGCGUCUAAGCUGGCAGGAGAGCAGGAAGGCAUGUCAGAAACACGGUGGCGACCUGGUUGUGAUUGGCAAUGAACAAGUGCAGAAACUUCUAACUGAGAAGAGGGGCCUGCUGUACUGGAUUGGGCUUCGUUAUUCAGAAAAGCAACAGUGGAUGUGGGUUAACAAUACGGCACUAACCAAGAGCUACUGGGCUUAUGGCCAACCAAACCCAGACACUCAAGACUCCUGCGUGCUCCUAAGAGGACAGAAGCCAUAUGCGAACAACUGGUAUACAAACCCCUGUGCUGUGUCCUCACAUUACAUCUGCCAGAGAGGUUAAGAAUGGAGAAUGAUCAACUAUAACCAUCACAUACAUCUGUUCAUUUGCCUCUAAUAUCAUCACUGUACUCCUUUCCUUAACCUUUACAAAUGCAGUUCAUAAAUAGUAACAUUAUAUGAAACAAUCCUGUUCUGUGACGCACAAUUAUGUAGACAGACUGAGAAAAUAAGACUUGCUAAGUGUAUUUGCUGAAAAUAAUUUUUCUUGCUUAUAUUACUUGUAAACUGUAAUUCCUUGUAUUGCACUAAAAUCUCUUUGCACUAAUUUCUAUUAGACCAUUAUUUAUACAAAAAGUAGAUUGAGUAGAUUGUCAACCUCCUUUCUGCCCACACAGGUUCUGUCAUGGUUUCUCACAAUAAACCAGUAUUUACUCAAUAAAAUAUUGCAAUGA